This is a messenger RNA of Pyricularia oryzae 70-15, 3059 nucleotides long. RefSeq lists its product as uncharacterized. The record is from RefSeq and is a predicted model, not a curated record. The transcript has 3 exons. Lineage: Eukaryota; Fungi; Ascomycota; Sordariomycetes; Magnaporthales; Pyriculariaceae. The coding region runs from base 841 to 2268 and encodes 475 amino acids.
CCGCCCUUGCCGCCCCUCGCUCCUCCCCGCGGCGACGCAAAGAAGUAAAGGACUUGGCCAAAGGCUCACUGCAAGGCAACCGAGCUGAAGGCGGGCGUCCUAGAACCACACAGACCGCAGUCAACCACGGAGCAGUGGCACAUUCCAUGCACGGUAGCCGAAGCCGAAUUCGUUACCACCGACAUACCUACCUAUCUUCCUACCCAUCUAUCUACCUUACCCUACCUUCAGUCAGUCCCCUUGCUUGACUUUGCCAUAUUACAUACAACCACACCACCACCCCCCACCCAUAUUUAGCCUUCCUCAUCACCACUGGCUGGUUGCUGCCGACGUGAAAACCCCAGAGUUUGUCGCCCGAGGCGAGCGCGAACACACUCGACUUACAAACUACAAUGUCAGCACCGAACAACCCCGAAGUCCGCCAUUUGCGAUCCGGAAGCCUCACCAUCCCAUCCACGCAAGGAGGACGGGGGAAUGGUGCCAUGAGCAACAAUAACAACAACAUGCCAGGAAAUCAGCGGUUCGAUGGGCCGAGAAGUCCUCCGAAUACUGCACACGUUCCGUGCAAGUUCUUCAGGCAAGGCGCAUGCCAGGCCGGAAACGCAUGCCCAUUCAGUCAUGACCUCAGCAACGCGACAGAGAACGUCUGCAAAUACUUUGCAAAGGGCAAUUGCAAAUUUGGACCGAAAUGCGCCAACAUCCACGUCCUACCUGACGGCCGACGCAUCAACUAUGGAAAGAACGGUGUCACAAUAGCGGCUGCUCCGAUAAAUCUCGGAAGCCGAGUCAACCCCACCUACGUACCCGCACACCUCCAACAGCGCCCUGACGAAUUCAUUUAUGCGAAACCCCGAUGCCUAUGGCGGGCCGAAUGCCUAUUUGGCACCAGAAGAUCAGUAUGCCGCGCAUCAACUGGGCCGUCAACCGAGCAUGGAAAACGGCGUGCCCACGAUCGAUACUACCUACUCUUCAAACCCCGCCUCAAUGUAUGGCUCGCCCCGGGAUGAUGAACUCAACAGAUUUGGAAUGGGUCUGUCUCCCGUUGCAUUCAAGGGCCUCUCAGUUCUCGAUGCACCUUUGCCAGCCUCGUUCGACUCAAACGGCAUCUCGCAUGCGGCUCGCUAUGGACCCUGGCCUUCAUCGAUGCCUUCCAAGUUUGGUCUCGAAUCUGCAUCAGCUUCCCUGAGCACUCCUAAAGAUCCCCGUACAUCUGAGACGCUCAAACUUUUGCACACUUCGGCUUUUGGAAGCAGUGAUCACUUGUCGCCUGCAUCCCACGAGUCCGCUGUCGCUAUAGGCAACAGUCCGCCUGUGAAUGGUGAUGAGGAAUAUUUUGGCAAGCGCACUAUGCACUCCUCAUCGCGCUUCGCCAAGCCUAGGAUGCUGAGUGCGAGCGCACCAAAGGGUGAUCGAGACGACUGGGAUCCUGGCUUCAUGUUCUUUGAGGAGGACUAUAUCCCGAGCACUCUGGCCAACGACGUUUUGACCCCUCAGGAGAAGGCCCGACGUGGCUCCGUCCGUCUUACGGAUGACCCUACCACAUCUUCUGGCGUCAUAGGCAACGGGAGCGACGCAUCUUCACUGCCCAAGUUUGGAAGUCUGGGAGCCAGUCCAAGCAGAUGGGGCCCCUUGUUCCAGAGAUACCGUUCCGAGGAGGAUAGCGACCCCAAUCACCAUGGCCACCGCAUGAUACCCGGAAAAUCUAUGAAGAACGUCGCCUCUGUCUUCGGCCACGUUGGAAGUCCUCUCCGGAAUUCUAGCUUGGCCAUUGACGCAGAGAUGGAUAGCUUGGCCAACGGCAACGGAUCCCCGAGCAAUCGAUCACGGAGCGAGUCACUCACCGCACUCACCCAGCAAUUACAGACCACCAAGAUUGGCGACAUCAACAACAGUUCGAGUCCGCGUCUGCAUCCAAACUCAGCCAGAGGCAUCAACGGCACUGGUCUGGGCUCUUCUAGCUUGUUGGGCAGCAGGGACAGAGACUUUGACCCGCGCGGCUCUACACAGCGGAAUGUCAGCAGUGGCUCGAUCAGUUCAUCAGGCAGGUUUACCACGCCAAUUGAUGAAGAGGACUCGGCCUUUGUGUUCAGCAUGGAGGAAGAAGACGACGCAGCUGCGGCUCAGAACCAUAUGCGCACCAAAAAGCGGGCAUCAGGCGGACUUGGGGCUACCGGCUGGAGCUAUGCUGGUGUUGCUGCAGGUAACGCCAAAAACGGGUUAUCUAACGGCAGCAAGGGACGAGAUGGCCUAGGGGUCAGUGGUCGAUGACAUGCUGAUCUAGUGCGGUUGACAUGUUCACAUGAACGAUGCUGUGUAACAUGGCAGCUUGGUUCGCGAACAUUUCUUUGCCGGCCACUCGAGGUCCUUCACAUCCCAACCUUCCACGCGAAUUUGCCCACAAUCAUGUUCAGACAUGAUUGUGGUUGAACGAUACGACUUUUACUUCUUGCUAAUUAUAUGCAUAAUGAGGUGCUCUUUGCAUUCUGACACUUGAGACGAAUUUGAUUCGGAGGCAGUCUUUUAUAUUCUCUUCUUAUCUUUCUGUUUCUAUGGCUUGUUUGAGUUUUUGAGUACCGCUCAUCUUUCCUUUAUGAAGCGGUAAGGCACAUCCGGUCUGGAAAAUAAAACACGAUACCACAGGGAUUUCAAAGAAAAAACUCGGCAACGGACCACUUGGAUCCAGCAUUUGAUCCAUAUUGUCCAGGCACAUCUUAGACGGAGGCAGGUGGUACAACUGAUUUCACUCGUUCGAUUUUUGUUUGUUUAACGCAUACUCCCCUCUGCUCUCUCGCGGGCUUUUACUGCAAAUUUGCGCGAGAAUACGUCUUUGUUUUUGGCCUGUUAUACAUGGCCAUCUGGCCUGUGGUUGAUCUCUGAGCAUCUACACAAUGAUCUCCUCUCUUUUCUGUGGAAUUCAGUUGUACGCAGUGAUAUAUUGUUGGCGAGAUUGAUUUGUUCAAUCGAUCUGUUAAUUAAGUAAAUGUUUGAUUACUGUUUCCAAUACCGGGGCGAUUUGAUCAUAAGGUGCCGUCACCAAAAAGCUGAAUGUUUUGUGAUGA